Maylandia zebra (zebra mbuna) is the source of this 1220-nucleotide messenger RNA. The record is from RefSeq and is a predicted model, not a curated record. NCBI's taxonomy places the organism in Eukaryota, Metazoa, Chordata, Actinopteri, Cichliformes, Cichlidae.
AUGAAAAAGGAAACAAGAAAAAUUGCCACUCCAGCCGAUAAGAAAGAUUCGGGAGAUCAAGAUUGUAAGAGCAGGACUGCUAAAAGAAAGGCCAGUCCUGAAAAGAAGACCCCAAUGAAAAGGAGGAGGGUCGCUGAGCAGGCUGGUCCUUCCACCAGCUCAGAUGUGGUCAAAGGAGUGAAGCGCAAGGUUGUGCAAGAUGAAGAGGACACAACAAAGAGAGCAAAGAGGGCUAAACUUCUUGACCAUAUGAGCGGUGACAAGGAGCAAGCAUCCUCCUCGUUGGACUCUGGUAAAGGAAAAAAAUCAGUGGCAGACCAAAAACGUGAAUUCCAAGCCAGAUAUGUGGAGGAGCACCAGCUCGGAGAAGGAGGCUGCGGAGCAGUGUUUUCUGGCUACCGGAUAGAAGAUCGUUUUCCAGUUGCCAUCAAACACAUUCCCAAAAAUAAAGUCUACUGCAAAGUGGCGGAUGAAAGCGGGAAGAUGCUCUCGGUGGAAGUGGCCAUUAUGGUUAAACUUGCAGGUGAAGCAGAAGGGUCAGUGGGAAUAUCAGCACCUGUGUCCUUGCUGGAGUGGUUCGACCUUGGCAAAGAGCUGAUCCUGGUGCUGGAGAGACCUGUCCCCGCUGUGGACCUGCAAAAAUACAAAGCAGAAUAUGGAAGAACCUUACCAGAGGACAAGGCCAAGGUCAUUCUGAAGCAACUAGUUGAUGCUGUAAAGGAACUUGAGGAUAAACACAUCUUUCAUCGGGACAUCAAGGGAGAAAACAUUCUGAUUGAGACCGGCUCCGAUGUGCCUCGAGUUCGCAUCAUUGACUUUGGACUGAGCUGCUUUGUUAAACAGCGAUCUCUGUAUCGCGUCUUCUAUGGCACUCCUCUUCACACCCCUCCCGAGUGGUACAGGAGGAGCUGCUACAGGUGUGGACCCACCACGGUGUGGCAAAUGGGAGUGGUGUUGUAUGAAGCGCUUCAUGCACGGCACUUUAGUACCGAGAGGUUCCUCGCAAAGAAACUGAGCAUCAAAAAGCGUCUGUCCACAGAAUGCCAGAAUUUCUUGGAGGCAUGUUUAACUAUAGCCCCGGAGAAGCGCCCAACACUGGAGGAGCUCCAGCUUCACCCCUGGCUAAGAUAGCACACACAAACACACAAUUCACACCUUAUCAUAUAAGUGUGAUACAUUGUGGUAACCUCCUUUCUUUUUUCUGUUGGACAGGAAUGGGU